AUGCCUUGCUUUAAAUCCCCUGCUCUGCAAUCACCACCAGCGUCUCCAUUCAUGGUUCAAACUCUAUCAUCCUUGGUACCUGUGCAUGUACCACCUCCCACUGGUGUAUUUGCACCAUCCAUCAGCGCUAACAUUGCUGAGGAUUAUCUUGAUCUUGGUGUAUCUGCGCCAUCUGUCAGCGCUAACACUGCUGAGGAUGAUCUUGAUCUUGGCAUAUCUGUGCCAUCUGCCAUCACUAACAUCAUUUCAUCAUAUCACUUUUUAGGUGUAUCUGUGUCACCCCCCUACAAGGGUGACAUUGUUCAGGAGACUGACUCCAAGACCUUGAAUUCAAUUUAUAUAUUCUUGACGCCAUCUUUCACGCCCCAUUCAGACGUACAGUAUGUUGAAGUCUACGAGGACGAGCGACUAUAUGCGACAGUUGCCGAUGAAAUGGUGGAUGAAUGUAUGGUGUACUACCAUUGCGGUGUGUUGUAUAAUGUGCCAGCCAGGAGUGCUAAGGAUGGAGUCCAUCCUCCAUUCUUCAUUGUGACUUGUGGGCGCCACAUUGGGGUUUUCUGUGGAUGGCAGAGCUUAGCACCCAUGAUUGAAGGAAUUCGUCAUGCUGUAUAUGCUGAGGCCGACUCAAUCGAGGAAGGUGAGAGGGCAGUCAGGAGUGCAAUUGAAAGAGGGGACAUAGUUCGAUUCCAAUAG
This is a messenger RNA of Suillus subalutaceus, 693 nucleotides long. RefSeq lists its product as uncharacterized. NCBI's taxonomy places the organism in Eukaryota, Fungi, Basidiomycota, Agaricomycetes, Boletales, Suillaceae. The record is from RefSeq and is a predicted model, not a curated record. Bases 1 to 693 code for a protein of 230 amino acids. The transcript has 6 exons.